Messenger RNA from Caenorhabditis angaria, 1800 nucleotides. The record is from the annotation of a GenBank genome assembly. NCBI's taxonomy places the organism in Eukaryota, Metazoa, Nematoda, Chromadorea, Rhabditida, Rhabditidae.
AUGGAUGAAAAAAAGAUUGAAAAGUGUUUGAGAAAUUGCGAGAAUGGAUCAUGUUAUGAAAAGAUUAGAGGAGAAUUAGCUGAUGAUAUGAUAUGUAGAGAACAUGAGAUCAGUGAGUUUGAUGAAUUAAUUAAUUGUUGGAUAUAUGAGAAAAAUAUGAUAAAUUGAGAGAAGACAUGAAAAAAUACAAAUUCAAAAAUGUAUUCCACUAUAAACAAAGUCAUCUAAUAUUCAAAACUCAAUUUUUUGUUUCACUUCCCGUUCUUUUUGAGGUCAACUCAAUUAAUCAAAUCAAAAAUUCAAAGUUUUGGCCUUUUCAUCCGGAAAACAAAAAAUAUGCCCAGAAACCAUUAAAAUUUAUGAUAUUUUCUUAUGAAACACGUAAAAAGGGGGAAGUUUUUAAUUUUUUUGUUGAACUAAUAACAGGAAAUUUGAAUAAAACCACUCAAAAUAAAUACUUUGAUAAUCUUAUUUUAAAAUUUUUAUUUUAGAAGACAAACGUGGAAUGCAUCUCAAUGAACAUACGGAAUUAUCCUAUCCAAAUAAUGCAACAUUUUCGUAAGUUUAGAAAAAAGGGCGAGCCUCAAUUAAUUAUAGUUCAUCUAUAUAUUUUUAGGGUAUCAUCAACAUUGUCGUCAAAUUUCUCAUUCGAUUUUCGAACUCUAAGCGAAUAUGGUUAGUUUAUUUUUUCAGUAAGAGAAAAAAUAUGAAAACUAUUAUAAUUUUUUGAAUGUAGUCAUCCACGAAUUAUUUAUAAUAGCUUUUUAGCUAAUGAAAACAAACAUGAUGUUUGUGAAGUUUACAAGACUGAAAUAUGUAGAUCAUUUUUUUUCAAUGUGGGAUUUUUUUGGAAUCAGCAAAGAAACGUUAAAGUAUGGAAACUUUUCAAGAUUUAGUCUACAAUUUCAUUUUUCAAAGAAUCAGUGAAUAAAAAAAUUCCGAAAAAAUCUUUCGUAGGGUGAAAAUUUUAUGUGAAUAUUUCAAAGUGCAUUAUUUCUUGAAUACAUUUUUUUGUUGUCAAAGAAACGACUUCCCUUUCAAAAAAUCAUCAUGUUUUCUUAUAAACAAUAACUUUUCAAAGUUAAAAAUAUAUUUUCCAGCUGCUUAUGAAUCAUAACACAAAACAUAUAAACAUACUGAAACAUUCACUUCUUUUCCUGAUUUUGACACGUUUCCUUUUCUUUUUCUAGAUUUUCGAACUUUAGUUUUCUCACAACAACUUAUCUACUUAUGAUUAAAAAUUCACGUGGGAGUUGUUGCAAAAUGAAACUUGAGAAUUUUAAAAAUCUGAGAAAAAAUCAUGUUUUUUCCAGGUGUUUUAUGGUUUGAAGGUGGUUUCAGUCAAUCGGAGGAAAAUUCUGAUUUUUUGAUUAUUUUUGUUGACGAAUCGAAAUUAUAUAUUGGAGUGAAUCUUGGAGAAGAUAAUUCAUUGAAACCGAUUUCAACAAAUUUGACAGUAUCUGAUAAUCAUUGGCAUACUGUAGAAUUUAGAAGGAAAGAAAGGAAAUGUGAAUUAUGGACUGAUGGAAGAAAAGUUUUGACAAUUGUAACUUCUCCAGGAAAUAAUACACUUGAUACUAAUGGAAUUGCUUAUUUAGGUUUGUUGUAUAACAAAUAUAUCAGCAGAUCUUGAAUUGAUUUUCUGCAGGUGGACCAAAAAAACAUAGACAAUUGAAAUCAUUGGGACUUAUUACCAAGUUUGUUGGAUGUGUCAGAAAUUUGAAAAUCUUUGGAAGCCCUGUUAACUUGCUCAUUGAUUCAUUAACAAAUAUUCGACAACCCAAUUAUUGCCAUAAUUAA